Molecule: messenger RNA, 2812 nt
Organism: Tachysurus fulvidraco (yellow catfish)
Lineage: Eukaryota; Metazoa; Chordata; Actinopteri; Siluriformes; Bagridae
Exons: 8
Coding region: 127-1521 (464 amino acids)
Cellular component (GO): Golgi membrane
Molecular function (GO): fatty-acyl-CoA binding
Source: RefSeq, a predicted model, not a curated record
UGUGUGUGUGUGUGUGUGUGUGUGUGUGUGUGUGUGUGUGUGUGUGUGUGUGUGUGUGUGUGUGUGUGAGCGUGUGUUAAUAUUUGUGUCUGCGCGUGACACACUGUCGGUGCGCGGUGUCGCGUCAUGGCUGCGCGAGAGCCUGAAAACGGAGUAAGGAGAUCUUCCAGACACGACAACAUUAUUCCUAAUAAAAAUGAAAGUGAAAAUCCACCUGAGAAAGAUGAGGAGAGGAGAAAGUGGAACGUCGGGAAUUACUGGGGCUUCUCAUUAGAAGGAAUAUUCGGGCUCGCGCUUAAAUUUUUCAAAGAAAUGAAUGGCAAGGCUUUUAAUCCAACAUAUGAAGAAAACCUGCUAUUUGUUGCACUUCAGAAACAAGUCUUACUCGGACCUUAUAAUCCAAAGUUUUGCCCCGAGAUUGGGUUCUUUGACGUCCUGGGAAAUGACAGAAGAAAGAAAUGGGCAGAGCUGGGUAGCACAGCAAAGGAGGAUGCCAUGGAGGAGUUUGUGAAGCUUCUGUACAACUGCUGUAGUCUGUUUUCUGCAUAUGUCACAUCUCAUAAGAUCGAGAAGGAGGAACAUGAGAGGAAAUUAAGAGAGGAAGAAGAACGUCAAAGGCUGGAAAGAGAAGAGCGACAGGGGAAAGAAGAACGGGAGAAGAUGAGACGAGAGUCUGAUUGCUUACUAAACACCCAGCAGAAGCAACGGAUGACGAUUGCUCUGAAUGCGCAGACACCGGUUCAGUUCCGGCAGAAUGCAGAGGGAAAGACCUCCAAAAGCUCAGAACAGCAGCAGCAACUCAUCCAACAGCCUCAAGAGACACAUUAUCAAGAGUGUAUACAGCAAGCACACCAUACACACCAAGUCAAACAGGACAAGGAUGAAGCUCCAUCACCAGCUUCAAAUGACAUGGCUUCAAUUACGAAUCCGAUCAACCCUUCAGACUCAUCACAGAGGGAAAUGUCUGACGCGAACCCCAAACAAUGUCAUUUAUUCAUAGAAAGCAACCCAGGAGAAUUUCCCAUCAUGGCACCCUCCAUGUGGACAAUGCCUCAGGUAAACGAAUUCAAAGCGAAGACCAAGCAGGAUGCAGAGUCUGUGAUCACUGUUGGGAGAGGCGAAGUGCUAACCGUGCACAUCCCCACCCAUGCUGAUGGAUCUAUGUUCUUUUGGGAAUUCGCAACUGAUUACCAUGACAUUGCCUUUGGCUUGUACUUUGAAUGGCCAAACACAGUAAAUGGUGUGGGAACUGAGAAGGUUGUGGAGUCUGUAUCUGAAAAGAGAGAAACAGGCCAAGCUGAAGAGGCAAAUCUAAAGUCUGAGAAGAAAACAGGAAGUGUGGUCCCUCGGGUUAGCGAGGUGGUUCCGCUCUUUCGGCGGGACAGCCACGAGAGCGUAUACGCAGGCAGUCACCAGUACCCAAGCCAAGGAGUUUACUUGCUCAGAUUUGACAAUUCUUAUUCGCUCUGGAGGUCAAAGGUUGUCUAUUACAGAGUCUACUACACCAGUCAGAUUUAUUAGAGACACACCUAGUCUGAUAAGCUAGCCAGAGCAUUGAACUUCUCACACACGUUUAUGUUUUUUACUGAAAUAAUAUGUUAAUAAUAGGCUUCCAAAACGUUCAGACGCUCACACAAACUCUACAUUGUGUGCAGGUUGGCUUCUGGCUUAAACUGUGCUUAACUUUUUAAUGAACAGGCUGUGACCGAAAUCUAGGGUCAAAGGUCUUAGCUGCUUUGUUUACUGAAGGCUAAACAUAUCGUGCUUUACACAAUACAGAACCAUGCUUUAAACAUAACCACCAUGAAGAAAGCAAUAUAUCUUGAAGUGCUAUUUAAAUGAUUGUUUGAAUAAUUAUGGAUGGAAAAAUACUCCAGAAGUUAUGGUUUUUUAAGCGCUAAAAAAAAAAAAAAAAACACCCAGUGCUAGAAAUAAUCAGAAUAAUCAAAAUUAAUGACCCAAAUGAUACCAAAUUAUUUAUUAUAGAGAACCACACUAGGUUGUGUUUCAUAUUGUUUCCAUCUUAAUGAUAGAGAUUUUAUUUUUUUACACCAAAUCCUGAUCGAGUAUUUUGUCCUCAUAGAUCCUUGGACUUCAUAAUACCAUUUUUUCGGGUAUAGUCUCUAACAAACUCUUAUGGCCAUGCAUUGUAGGCUGAUUGUGAUCUCUGAAUUGUCUGUAGUGUGUAAAUGGGUGCAUGAGCAUUUUGUGCCCUGUGAUGGGUUGGCACCAGGUCCAGGGUGUCCCCUGCAUUGUGUCCCACAUUCCCUGGGAUAAGCUUCACGUUCCAUACAACCCUGAGCAGGAUAUGUGCUACAGAACAUGGAUGGACAAAUAUUGAUUUUCUGCCCACUUCAAUAUUAUGGACUUGUGUAGAUGAUAUAAUACAAGGCACCUUAUCUUACUACAUCAUUUUAUCAUCUCGGUUCCAUAACACCGAUCUACAGUAUUCCUUGACAGUCCUAGUUACAGUAACUACAGUAGCCCUUUCCUUAAAUCGUUUACAUUAAAUAUUGACAAAAUGACACAUUGACAACCUACAACAGAAAUUUCUCACCAGCAUUCCUUCAUUUUUUUUUUUAUGUAUAUUUUUAAUGUUCUUACACACUGACCUGUAAUUAUGGUUUCUAUGAUUCCAACACAAAUGUUCUGUUAAAUGAUUGAAGUUUGUUGUACUUUAUUGUAAUUUAUUUUAAUGGUUAAAAGGUCCAAACAGUGAUUUUCAAAAUUUGUAAUAAAUCAAAAUUUGUAAUCUGCACAUUAAUAUCUUUAGAAUUUUCUCUAUGCAAAUAAAUCUUAAUGGUUAUCAGUA